Molecule: messenger RNA, 1131 nt
Organism: Schizosaccharomyces osmophilus
Lineage: Eukaryota; Fungi; Ascomycota; Schizosaccharomycetes; Schizosaccharomycetales; Schizosaccharomycetaceae
Gene: bio2
Product: biotin synthase
Exons: 3
Coding region: 1-1131 (376 amino acids)
Biological process (GO): biotin biosynthetic process
Cellular component (GO): mitochondrion
Molecular function (GO): biotin synthase activity; 2 iron, 2 sulfur cluster binding
Source: RefSeq, a predicted model, not a curated record
AUGUUUGGAGCUAUAAGACAUCAAAUUCGUAAAUCUUCGACUUCCGCAGCGAUUCGGAAUGACUGGACGCGUGAACAAAUUGGUAAAAUCUAUCAUAUGCCAUUGAUAGAGCUUGUUUUCAGAGCGGCUACAGUACAUCGACAAUUCCAUGAUCCUCGUAAAAUACAACAAUGCACGCUUCUUUCCAUCAAGACAGGUGGCUGCACUGAAGACUGCAAGUAUUGCUCUCAGUCUUCCCGUUACAGCACCGGUGUCAAGGCUUCAAGGUUGAUGAAAGUGGAAGAUAUCAUGGAAAAGGCUCAUAUUGCAAAAGCCAAAGGCAGCACGCGUUUCUGUAUGGGAAGCGCUUGGCGUGAUUUGAAUGGUCGAACCCGCACAUUUAAGAAUAUCUUGGAGGUCAUCAAACAAGUCCGUGCUUUGAACAUGGAAGUAUGUGUCACUCUAGGCAUGUUGGAUGAACAUCAAGCUAAAGACCUUAAAGAUGCUGGAUUAACCGCUUAUAACCAUAAUCUGGACACUUCUCCCGAAUACUACCCCAAGAUUAUCUCGACUAGGUCGUAUGAUGAACGUUUGAAUACUAUUGAUAAUAUUCGCAAGGCCGGAAUCAAGGUUUGUAGUGGUGGUAUUUUAGGUCUUGGUGAAAAAGAACAAGACCGUAUUGGCCUCAUCCAUUCUUUAGCCAACAUGCCAUCUCAUCCUGAGUCUGUUCCUAUUAAUGCUCUCGUCCCCAUUCCUGGAACUCCCAUUGGUGACAUGGUCAAGAAACCAGUCGGCUUUCACUCCUUCCUCCGUGCCAUUGCUACUGCACGUAUUUGCAUGCCCAAAACCAUUAUUCGAUUUUCCGCUGGCCGUACUCAGUUUUCUGAAACGGAACAAGUGAUGGCUUUUAUGGCUGGUGCCAAUUCUGUAUUUACCGGCGAAAAGAUGCUCACCACUCCUUCUGUUACCUGGGACCAAGACAGCCAAUUGUUCCACAAAUGGGGUUUCCAUAAUUUGGAAAGCUUCGAGUAUGAUGAAGGAGCUGAAGAACCAAACUUUACUCUUCCUCCCAAAAACCGUUUUCGCCCCGACCAUGCUGAAGCUUUGAAGGCCGCGAGACCCCAACUAGAAGCUCAAGGAUUGGCCAUGUAA